AUGAAUUCCGGUUCAGAGGAUAUCCAUUAUUUGAUGGAGGAGAGCUCAGCCCGUUUCCACCCUAGACUAGGCAGGAGGUCUUGUAGUCAGCGUCAAUCUAAAGGUGGUAUUAACGCCAAACGGCCGCUGUUCAACAGGAAUCCUCCUUCGUCUUCUGGUGAAAUCAACCUACAAAUCUUAUCUUCAUACACUUACAUACGAAAUGAAUGUCUCCUCAACAAAGUUAUCCCACCAAGUGGAGAUGACGGAAAAUGUGCUCACCGGAUUCGGCCUUGUCUGCCAAAGCCACUUUUGGAUCCCGUUGCUGGGGUCGGAAGGUAUGUCGGCCGGAGCCAUAGGCUAGGCCUUCAAUUGAGUGAGCCGAUGCUCCUCUUCUUCGUCACUUGGGAGCUCAUCUUUGUGUGCAUCCCUUCGUGCUUGAUAGAAUUUCCUUCGGCUGUACUCAGCUCGAAGCUGUCAGACAUCUUCGGCAGAUGUUUAUCUGCAUCGUGUCUUCACUUUUUCACUGCUUGCUCUCUCAUUUCCAUCCAGUUUUUGUCGAUUCACUUGGUCACGAUGAAGAAGACAUCUACUGCUUUUUUCGGCAAGUCAACUCUAACGACAGCGUUGUGCAUUGUUGACCUUUACUUGGUAGAAGUGGUUCCUACAAACAUUCUCACGUCUGCCCGUACGAUGCAUAGUUCAUGGUACAGUGAAGAUGGAGAGGCCGCCAGUCCUGGACUCAGCUUCUCGACUUUCACACUUGUCAUUUCCACCAGUUUCAUCCAAGCGACGAUGGUGCUCUAG
Molecule: messenger RNA, 786 nt
Organism: Protopolystoma xenopodis
Lineage: Eukaryota; Metazoa; Platyhelminthes; Monogenea; Polystomatidea; Polystomatidae
Source: the annotation of a GenBank genome assembly